Messenger RNA from Lodderomyces oxycetoniae, 1707 nucleotides. It is a transcript of the gene ALG6, whose product is annotated as dolichyl-P-Glc:Man(9)GlcNAc(2)-PP-dolichol alpha-1,3-glucosyltransferase. The transcript has a single exon. The coding region runs from base 1 to 1707 and encodes 568 amino acids. The record is from RefSeq and is a predicted model, not a curated record. Lineage: Eukaryota; Fungi; Ascomycota; Pichiomycetes; Serinales; Debaryomycetaceae. Gene Ontology annotation, molecular function: dolichyl pyrophosphate Man9GlcNAc2 alpha-1,3-glucosyltransferase activity. Gene Ontology annotation, cellular component: endoplasmic reticulum membrane. Gene Ontology annotation, biological process: protein N-linked glycosylation.
AUGGCCAAGUCUACUAGUCUGGGACUGGUUGAUAAACCAAAAAGAAAGAAUUUAAACAAACGAGGGAAGAAACUGGUGACAAAACAAGAGGCGGUACUGACACAGGAGCAGGAGCAGGAGCAGGAGCAGGAGCAUUAUCACCAUAACCAUCACCAUCACCAUCACCAUCAUCCUGGGAAAUGCAAGAGAAGCAUUUUUGCAGAUUCACCCGUGUAUAAUUUGCUUCACUAUUUUGAAAAAGCUCCCGACCAAUGGGCUGCAAGGUAUAUCCUUAUUCUCAGUUCGGUGCUCUUACAAACAGCAGUUGGGCUAGGCGGGCACUCAGGUAAGGGCACACCUCCAAUGUAUGGAGAUUUCGAGGCCCAAAGACAUUGGAUGGAAAUAACAAAUUAUUUGCCAAUUAGUCAAUGGUAUUUUUUUGAUUUGGCAUAUUGGGGGUUGGAUUAUCCUCCAUUGACUGCUUACCAUAGUUGGUUCUUGGGCAAGAUUGGCAAUUUCAUCAACCUGGCUUGGUUUCAUUUAAACAGCUCAAGAGGCAUGGAAAGUCAAGGGUUGAUCUUUUUUUUGAGAUUGACCAGCAUCAUCAGUGAAUUGAUGAUUUACAUACCAGCUGUUUUAUUGCUUGCGCAUAUCUUGGGGGGCAAGAGAUAUAAUCUAUCGAGAAUGGAUCAGAUCAUUAUUGCGUUGAUCAUUGUCAGCCAACCAGGAUUGACAUUGAUUGAUCAUGGACAUUUUCAAUAUAAUUCAGUGAUGUUGGGGCUUUUUCUAUAUUCCGUGAUUGAUUUGAUUCACAAUAACUUGGUAUUGGCAAGCAUUUGGUUUGUGAGCUGUAUCAAUUUCAAACAAAUGGGACUAUACUAUUCAAUUUUCAUUUUCUUCUAUAUACUUAGUCAAUUGAACCACUUUCAAGAUUUGAUUGCCGUUGGCGCAACUGUUGUUGUGACGCAGUUGAUCUAUUUACUACCUUUUUUACUCAGCAAUCAUCCAAUAAAGACCUUACAGCAGAUACUCAUUAGAGUAUUCCCGUUCAAUCGUGGUUUGUUUGAGGAUAAGGUUGCUAAUUUCUGGUGCACUACAAACAUUUUCAUCAAGUAUCGUGAAUUAUUCAACGAUUCUUCGCAAUUGGCCAGAUUGACCCUGAUAACAACAUUAUCGGUUAUUUUACCAAUAAAUAUCUACAUAUUCCUCAAAGUGAAAAAAGCAGCAUCAUCGAAAUCAAAAUCAAAUAUUCACAAACUAAAAGCACCAGCAAUAAUUUAUGGAUUUGCAUAUAACGCAUUAUCAUUCUACUUGUUUUCAUAUCAGGUCCACGAAAAAUCCAUUCUUGUGGCACUUUGUCCCAUCUUAUUGCUUUUAUUUAUUGACCCCGGGGAUAUAACCAUGAUUCAGUGGAUUAAUAAUAUAGGUACAUUUAGCAUGUAUCCGUUGUUGUACAAAGAUGGUCUAGUAUUGCAAUAUUUUGUCACCCAGUUUCUAAUCAAUUGGUUAAUUGGGUUUAAAUUGAUUAUACCAAAAGGGUGGCGGCAUUUGAACAGUAUAGUGAUAUGGUGCACUUAUCUUGGCAUGAUGGCUUAUCAUGCAAUUGACUUUAUGAUUCCUCCGCCAGCAAGAUAUCCUGACUUGUGGGUGAUUUUGAAUACGGCGAUCUCAUUUGUUGCAUUUGGAUAUUUCUGGCUUUGGUUGAUUUAUAGGAUAUAUAGAUUGUGA